This is a messenger RNA of Fonsecaea multimorphosa CBS 102226, 1839 nucleotides long. RefSeq lists its product as uncharacterized. Gene Ontology annotation, molecular function: protein-cysteine S-palmitoyltransferase activity. The record is from RefSeq and is a predicted model, not a curated record. The transcript is spliced from 3 exons. Gene Ontology annotation, biological process: peptidyl-L-cysteine S-palmitoylation; protein targeting to membrane. The coding region runs from base 1 to 1839 and encodes 612 amino acids. NCBI's taxonomy places the organism in Eukaryota, Fungi, Ascomycota, Eurotiomycetes, Chaetothyriales, Herpotrichiellaceae. Gene Ontology annotation, cellular component: endoplasmic reticulum; Golgi apparatus.
AUGGCCGUCAGACCCUCGACCGCUCGAAGCGAAAUCUCCUCUGCCAUCUCUGAAGAUGGGUAUGGAUCUAGACCCCAGUCGGGUGUCCCUCUUCCUGCGCUGCCCAACCCUCCACCCUCACAACAUGGGUACGCUCACCUUAGAGGGAUCACACAACCUACAAACCGCUCGAUAAGGAGCAAUCCUUCUCCUGCCGCUCCUGCCGCCCCGUCGAGUACUGCUGGCUCGAGUCGGCCGCAGAGCCCUGUUUCUCAGGGCAGCCGCACCCAUGUUCCCUCUUUAACAGCACAAGGCUUCUUCAAGCCAAUGAGUUCGCAACGUUUACAAGCACAAAGAUUGAGGAGACCUCUUGGCGCCAGAACAAUGCAGCCGCCAGCGCCAAUUCCAGAUGGGGAUGUGGAUGAAGAUGCCCGCAGUGUUGCGUCCAGCAGACAAGGGCCCUUCCAUGCGAUGCCCAGGAGCCAUCGUCCCGCCCCAUCGAUCACGACGGAAUAUACUCAAUCGGAUGCGCCAGACACUGUUGAUGCCGCAUCUCCCGAUUUCGUCUCUCAACACGACGGCGACACGCAGCUUGUCAAUGGAGUCAAUCCCCAGAAACCGCAUCGGCCAUCUCGGCUUAAUAUCGCUACCACUCUCAAGGCUGGCGAGCCGCCUCAGAAGUCGCCUCUCUCUUUUCGGUCUGGCUUGAGCCUAGCCAGCAAGCAUCGCUUGGAAUCUGGACAUCUGCCUUUGUCUUCGAAUGCGACCUCUCCCGCGUAUCCACCCGAUUCAAAUACCGAGGUUGCCGUGAAGAGUGCUCUAGGCAAGAAUUAUGAGUAUUUCGAGGGCAACACAAUCUUCUGGCUUGGAGGCCGUAUUCAAAAUGCUCGAGACCGUCCCAUAAACAUCGCCACUGGCGUAUUCUUAGUUCUGCCGGCGGUCUUAUUCUUUGUUUAUUCGGCCUCGUGGUUAUGGCAUCACGUCUCACCCGCCGUCCCCAUAAUAUUUGCUUAUCUGUUUUUCAUUUGUUUAUCUUCUUUUCUUCAUGCUUCUCUUGUUGAUCCAGGGGUUUUCCCUCGAAAUAUCCAUCCGUUUCCGCCGGAGGAUAACCACGACCCUUUGGCUUUGGGACCUCCUACUAAUGACUGGGUCAUGGUACGACUGGCUACCUCGCAAACCGCGGCGAUGGACGUGCCGGUCAAGUAUUGCAAGACCUGCAACAUUUGGCGACCGCCACGGUGUUAUCAUUGCCGAGUCUGCGAUAAUUGUGUCGAAACCUUGGACCACCACUGCGUCUGGCUCAAUAAUUGCGUGGGCCGACGCAACUAUCGGUACUUCUUCACCUUCGUCAGCACAGCAACCUUCUUGGGGCUGUAUUUGGCGUUUGCGUCUUUGGGCCAUGUGAUUGCCUACCGAGACCAAAGACACGUCUCUUUCGGGACGGCCAUAAACCGAAACCGCGUACCGUUCGCCAUGUUUAUUUAUGGAUUGUUGGGGUUUGCAUAUCCUUUUGCGUUGUGGAUGUACCACUUGCUCCUUGUCGGCAAAGGCGAAACUACUCGAGAGUAUCUCGCGUCUCGAAGGUUUCCCAAGGCAGAGAGGCAUCGCCCUUUCACACAAGGAAAUUUCAUCAAAAAUUGGAUUUCGGUGCUGGCACGACCUAAGCCCCCUACUUAUCUGCAUUUCAAGAAGCGGUAUGAAGAAGGCGACCAGCGGUUUGGGAUGCGGAGAGGAGACCGGCAAGCGAAGGUGGGCAAUCGGAUGCAGAACGGCGAAAUGGAGAUGAAACCGGUGCAGGGGUCACAAAAGACCUUUGAGGGUCCUGCAGGGAGGAAUCUGCCAAAGAAAGAGACCAAAUGA